Cuscuta campestris is the source of this 534-nucleotide messenger RNA. The record is from the annotation of a GenBank genome assembly. NCBI's taxonomy places the organism in Eukaryota, Viridiplantae, Streptophyta, Magnoliopsida, Solanales, Convolvulaceae.
GUGGACUUUCCGGUCGAAAGAUAUGGUGCCGAGUUUCUCUAUUAUGCCUACUGUAAAACAUAAAGGCCAGAGAACGUUUCCUCCCAUAUACAGCAUUGAAAUGGAUGCAGCCACUUUCAGAGACUUCAGUGCCCACGAGUGGCACAUCGGUGUGCCAACUUCUCCUAAAAAGGGAAGCUUCCCAGAUUCAGUUCUAGUUGUAAUUCAACACCCCCACGUCUACACGAAGCCGCAGACUUCAGCCCGAACUCAGCAGUUGAACUAAGGAUUGAGUAAAUGAUCCUAUAACUAAUCCUAUAACCAUACAUUAGUAAUCCUUUGUUUUCAAUUUUAACUUUUAAUGUGUUUGUAUACACUGGUGUAAGAUCUACAGAUAGCCAAGGCAAGAGCUGCUGCAAAGUUUGCAAGACAAUAACACUGACGAGCAAUAAUAAAAAUGCUCGAUAUACAUUUACUAUUAUAAGUCUGGUUCAGACACUUCAGAAUUUUUUUGAAGUGAGACUUGCCCAUCAGUAGUAAAGGCCACACAUUGGG